This is a messenger RNA of Trichoplusia ni (cabbage looper), 3019 nucleotides long. RefSeq names its product GTP-binding protein 1 (gene GTPBP1). Lineage: Eukaryota; Metazoa; Arthropoda; Insecta; Lepidoptera; Noctuidae. The record is from RefSeq and is a predicted model, not a curated record. Gene Ontology annotation, molecular function: translation elongation factor activity; GTP binding; GTPase activity. Gene Ontology annotation, biological process: translational elongation. Bases 211 to 2070 code for a protein of 619 amino acids. The transcript is spliced from 13 exons.
GGCAACACUGCCUAUGUGAGUUGUCAAAAAGUUGGCAUUUAUUCCAUCUGUUUUAUUUAGCAAAAGCAAGCAAAUCUAUUUCCAUAACUUAGACUGCGGUUUAUUCAUAGGAAGUGUGACCUAGGGAAGGCAGUAACGGUAAAGUAACGUGAUGACAUAAUGGUGUAACAGUUUGUUACUGUUUUUAUCGAAUUGUCAUCAAAACUAAACAUGGAUAGUAUACCAGAGUCACCAGUAAAGACGAGCCCCCUCGCGGAGCCCGAGGGAUUCGUAGAGAGCGAGACAGAUUACUCGAGCAUUAGAGGAAAGAUGGUGUUAGUGAGCCCAACAUCAGAUGAGUAUGAACUGCUUCGUAAACAAUUGCUGGAGAGGCUCGAUGCUGGCAAUGGAGAGAUCAUAUAUGACAUUGGGCAGGGAGAAGACGGGCGCGGUCUAACGGAGGACGAGUACAGCGCGUCAGUGGCCACCCUGCAGUCGCUGGUGAGCGGCGAGCGCGUGUCAUGCGUGGAGCUGCGCCGCUGGGACUGCGGCACCGGCCUCACCGGACAGUACCUGCUGCGCACGGAGCUCGAUCACACUGACUUUAUGGAGAUCAGAGUGGCGGUUGUGGGCAACGUGGACGCCGGCAAGUCGACCCUCCUCGGCGUGUUGACUCACGGCGAGCUGGACAACGGCCGCGGUUACGCUCGCCAGCGGCUGUUCCGCCACAAGCACGAGAUGGAGAGCGGCCGCACCAGCUCCGUAGGCAACGAUAUCCUCGGCUUCGAUAGCAUUGGCAAUGUGGUGAACAAGCCGGACCACGGCACUCUUGACUGGGUGAAGAUCUGUGAGAAGUCGUCCAAGGUCAUCACCUUCAUCGACCUGGCCGGCCACGAACGCUACCUCAAGACCACCGUCUUCGGCAUGACUGGACACGCACCCGACUUCGGAAUGCUCAUGAUCGGUGCCAACGCGGGCAUAGUGGGCAUGACCAAGGAGCACCUGGGGCUGGCGCUGGCCCUGUCCGUGCCGGUGUUCGUGGUGGUCACCAAGAUAGACAUGUGCCCGCCCAACGUGCUGCAGGACAACCUCAAGCUGCUCAUCCGGAUCCUCAAGUCCUCGGGCUGCAGGAAGGUGCCCGUCAUGGUGAAGACGAAGGAUGACGUCAUCGUUAGCGCCACUAACUUUGUGUCACAGAGGCUAUGUCCAAUAUUCCAAGUGUCGAACGUGACGGGCGAGAACCUAGAGCUGCUGACAAUGUUCCUCAACCUGCUGAAGACGAGGAUGCCCUCGCAGGACGACAAACCUGCGGAGUUCCAGAUUGACGACACCUACUCAGUGCCGGGAGUGGGUACAGUGGUGUCGGGUACCACCCUGGCCGGCGUGAUCCGCCUCAAUGACACGCUGCUACUGGGGCCCGACCCGCUCGGCCGGUUCACGCCCAUCACUGUGAAGAGCAUCCACAGAAAGAGGAUGCCCGUGCCGGAGGUCAGGGGAGGACAGACCGCCAGUUUCGCACUCAAAAAGAUAAAGCGAUCACAAAUUCGCAAAGGCAUGGUAAUGGUUUCGCCCGCCCUGAACCCGCAGGCCUGCUGGCAGUUCGAAGGUGAAAUACUUGUGCUGCACCACCCUACAACCAUUUCAUCCCGUUACCAAGCCAUGGUACAUUGUGGCAGCAUCCGACAGACAGCUUCUAUCCUGUCGAUGUCUCGCGACUGUUUACGCACGGGGGACAAGGCUCUCGUACGAUUCCGUUUCAUCAAGCACCCCGAAUACCUGAAGAGGGGCCAGAGAAUGGUUUUCCGCGAAGGCCGCACCAAGGCAGUAGGCAACGUGCUGCGGCCAGAACCCGCCGCCGUGAAGACGCAGCCGCGCACCAACAACACCCGACACGACCGACGAUCGCAGCAGUCGCACGACAAGGCCGACACCAAUAACUCGCAUGUGCAGGAGAGCGACGUGCUGGCGCCGGAGUCCCCGUUCGAGCUGCAGGGCGCGGCGCGCGGCGCGGCGGGCGGCGGCGGCGCGCGGCGCCCGCGCAAGCGCCACGACAAGCCGCCCGACGCGCCCGCGCUGCCCGCCGCCACCUAGGCGCGCCAGCUCGCUAGGGAACCGCCGCUUCGCACUCUCACAGCCCGACCGGAAGAGCCGCCUUAGGCUAUCAUCUUACUUGUUCCAAAUUACGAUUGUUGAACGGUGUCAAACUUUAUUUACUCCUGUAAAUAUUUUCCUUUUAAUAUAAUAGCUUUAAGAAAUUAUUUUUAAUAUUCCGUGCUUCCCUAGCGCAGUUUAUUCGGUCCGAAGCACUAAAUCAGAGUACAAGGUACUUAGGUCUCGAUCUUUUUGCUGUGUGAUUAGAAAUCCUUUCUUUCUCUAUGCCUAACAUAGUAUGUGAUGUGUUUACUCUUAAGUACACUCUCUCAGAUGACAGUUACAUAUUUUUUAAUAAAUCUAUAACUUAAAAAAUGUAUCUUUAUCAAGUAAUUUUUCCAUAAUUGACAAAGAUAUUUCUAUUUUCUUCAUUGACAUUUUGCCUAUUAUAAUAAUAUUCUAGCUUAUAAUCUCAAGUCCAAGGGUACAACAGAAAUGGAACAUGCAAAAAUAAUAUACAUAAAUCUACAAUUAGAACUGAAAAUAGCACCAUUUUAUAAAUUUAUAUUUGUUAUUCUUAAAUUCAAAUUAUUUUAUUCAGGAUUCGAAAUAUUUUGUUUGUAUAGAUUAUGUUAUGGUUUCCUAGAUUAUAUUGGUUUAAAUUCUACUGAUAUUUUCAUUGAGCAGUCUAGGUCCAAUAUGUUUGUGUGGGUAACUUUGAACAGCAGAUGGUAAGUGUCUGUUGAAUGUCUCUGUUGUACUUCAUGGUUGUAUCUGUGACACAUGAUACAAUACUAUAGUGUUAGUGAGGCUAGCUGCUCUUCUUCAUAUCAUUAUUCAGUAUUUGAUAACUUCACAGUACCAUUAUUAUGUGAUUUUUGUAGUUUAAGUAAAUGAAUAUUUUUAUGGUUUGUUCAAGAGUGAGUGAAAUAAAACUAGCUCAGAUAAA